AUGAAGGCGAAGGGUCAAAUAUGCUCACAGAUUUUGGAAAAACAGAGAAAGUUUACCUCUCUGGAGUCUGAUUCAUCCUCGCUUACGCAGACAUUUGAGCUCAUUCAACAACAAAGAGCCAACUUAUCUACCAAAUUAAUGGAGAAGAGCACUUACUACACCAAGGUUGCAGAGGAUAUGAAUGCCAAAUUACAGCAACAACAGGAUUGGGUCGAGUCCAAAAAACCUAGCAGAGAACCGGAAGAGCAUGAUUUGCUUUCAGCUGGCCGCUAUGAUCCCAAUUGGACUCAGCAGAAGGCAAUAAAGAGCUGA
This is a messenger RNA of Corylus avellana, 312 nucleotides long. RefSeq lists its product as uncharacterized. The record is from RefSeq and is a predicted model, not a curated record. NCBI's taxonomy places the organism in Eukaryota, Viridiplantae, Streptophyta, Magnoliopsida, Fagales, Betulaceae.